GCCUGUGUACGGAAUCUUAGAGAAAAUUCAGCAUUAACUUUUCACGGUCUCUCAGGCUGAAAAGCCGCGCCGUCAAUUUUACGCUCCUCCGCAAAAAUUCCGCUCACUCCUCGCUCACCAUAAUUGUCGGUUGUAUCCGACUCACACACUGCUCAGCCCUCCUCUCGCCGGGGGACUCCUAAAUCGCCGACGUUGAAUAAACAUAGAAAAAAAGAGAGGUUCACGUUAACCUCCGACGCGUGUGUCAAGGACAUCGCGGCAGCGGAGCCUUACAUCCUGGCCUGGUCCGGAUCGAGAGCGCGUACCUCACGCAGGCACGCAUGUGCCUACGUACCCCGCGAGCGAGCUCACCUCCUCUUCUUCUUCUUUCCUCAAUAGGCUUUCGAGCGAGUGGACCACGACGCCCGCUCGCGCGGUGGGAGAUCCCGAGGAGACCUCGGCAGGGGGAGGACCAAACACACACGCGCGCGCGAACUCGGAGAACAGCGAUAUAUGAAGGCGAAACUCGCGCACGUCGCGCACUCGAUCGCCCGGAAAGUCUCUCUCUCACACGUGGUAGUCAUCACUCCGGCAGGAAGCGGUGGUCCUCCUCUUUGCGUGCUGUCUCUUCAGCUGUGCUCUCGUGAGCAGACCGCUCCGUGUCGUUUCGCUAGCUCGCUAGUUCGCCGACCACCCGCCGUAUCAGCCUCCUCCGCGGCUCGCAGGGUCCAACCAAGACAAGUCUUUGCGUGAGUUCGUUCGGCGAGGGCGAAUCUCUCGAAGGCGAGUUUCCUCCAGGAGGCGAUUUCCCGCUGUAGCGACCGUCGCGAGUGUGAGUUUCAACCACUCUUCGUCGCGGAGAACGUCCACUCGCUCGAGAAGGUCGUAGGAGGACCCGCACGCGGGGGUGGUGAUCGAGGAACGAUCAUGAGCAAACCGUGGAAAGGCGUGAAGGAGUUCGUCGGCCUGGAGGAGGUCACCAAGCUGGACUUUCUGGUGAUGCUGUUCGCCGAAACCCUGGGCACGUUCCUGCUGGUCCUCAUAGGAUGCGCCUCCUGCAUCACGUGGGUGGCGACGACGCCGCCGACCGUCGUGCACAUCGCGUUCACCUUCGGCCUCGCGGUAGCGAGCUUGGCGCAGGCUUUAGGACCGAUUUCCGGCUGCCACGUGAAUCCGGCUGUGUCGUUCGGCUUGCUGGUCAGCGGAAACUGCACGUUCCUCAAAGCCAUCAGUUACGUGGUCUGCCAAUGUUGCGGCGCCAUCGCGGGCUCCGCGGUUCUCAAGCUGAUGAUGCCGGAGGCGCAAAAGUCGUACGGCAUGGGCGCCACCAUGCUGGGACCCGACGUGACGGUCACCCAAGGCAUCAUAAUGGAGGCGAUUAUCACGUUCCUGCUGGUACUGGUGGUGCAUGCGGUCACAGACCCGAAGCGUACCGACACGAGGGGCUGGGCCCCUUUGGCGAUCGGCCUGACGAUCUCGGCGGCCCACAUGGCGGCGGUGCCGUUCACGGGCAGCAGCAUGAACCCCGCGAGGACUCUGGGUCCUGCCGUGAUUGACGGCCACUUCAGGAACGUCUGGAUCUACUGGGUGGGUCCGAUCGCCGGCGGUUGCGUGGCCGGUGGCGUCUACAGGAUGGGUCUGAGGUCCAACAAGGACGACGACGAGGCGUCCUACGACUUCUAGGAGGAUAACAUCCCGGUUCCGGCUCCGUAAAGAUGAAAUCCGCCAAGGACGAGACGAGAGAGGUCUCUACCUCUCUUUUUAAUUAAGGAACUUAAAAUUAGGGAUAUCUUUCUGAAACGCGUGGACGAAUAAGACUUCGGUUAGCGUAUAAUCGGCGUGAUCGUCAUAAUUCGAUCGCGUUGGUCGACGCGACAUUCUCGGUGCAAAUUUUACAUCCGUUGUUUUGUACACCGUCCUCUCCUGAGUUUUGUAUAUAUCGUACUUAAAGUAGCCCUCCUCGUAGCGAUCGGAUGUAUUAUUUAGCAAUUUAGUAUUGUCUAAAACAGAAUAAGUAGUUUACAACGUAUCUCGCGUACAAACGACACAAAUGCUGGCAUUAACAAAUAUAAUUAUAUUUUGUCAU
Messenger RNA from Harpegnathos saltator (Jerdon's jumping ant), 2065 nucleotides. RefSeq names its product aquaporin AQPAn.G. NCBI's taxonomy places the organism in Eukaryota, Metazoa, Arthropoda, Insecta, Hymenoptera, Formicidae. Bases 907 to 1662 code for a protein of 251 amino acids. The transcript is spliced from 4 exons. Gene Ontology annotation, molecular function: channel activity. Gene Ontology annotation, cellular component: plasma membrane. The record is from RefSeq and is a predicted model, not a curated record. Gene Ontology annotation, biological process: transmembrane transport.